AUGGUAUCUAUAGAGAUAGUUCAGCAAUGGAAGGCCACCAAAUAUAUUGGUAUAAUUGGGCUAGGUGACAUGGGCUUAUUAUAUGCCAAUAAGUUUUCAGAUGCUGGAUGGAAAGUCAUCUGUUGUGACAGAGAAGAUUUUUAUGAGGAUUUAAAAGAAAAAUAUGCAUCUGCCAAAUUUGAGGUUGUUCAAAAUGGGCAUUUGGUAUCCAGAAGAAGUGAUUACAUCAUUUAUAGUGUUGAAGCAUCCAAUAUUAAUAAAAUUGUCGAAAUGUAUGGACCAUCCUCGAAAAUUGGUGCAAUUGUGGGAGGCCAAACAAGCUGUAAGCUGCCUGAGAUCAAAGCUUUUGAACAGCAUUUACCCAAGGAUUGUGACAUUAUUACCGUGCAUUCUCUUCACGGUCCUAAAGUUAAUACGGAAGGUCAACCUCUAGUCAUUAUAAACCACAGAUCACAACACCCUGAGUCUUUUGACUUUGUUAAUUCUGUUAUGUCAUGUUUGAAGAGUAAGCGGGUUUACUUGACAUACGAAGAACACGAUAAAAUUACCGCUGAUACACAAGCUGUGACGCAUGCUGCAUUUUUAAGUAUGGGAUCUGCAUGGGCCAAAGUAAAGGUUUACCCUUGGACUUUAGGUGUGAACAAAUGGUACGGUGGCCUGGAAAAUGUUAAAGUUAAUAUUUCUUUAAGAAUUUACUCCAAUAAGUGGCAUGUUUACGCAGGACUGGCCAUAACGAAUCCAAGUGCGCAUCAACAAAUCCUUCAAUAUGCCACAAGUUCAACGGAACUUUUUACUUUAAUGCUUGAUAAUAAAAAACAAGAACUUACUGAAAGGUUACUACAGGCUAGAAAGUUUGUGUUCGGAAAACACACUGGCCUCUUGUUAUUGGAUGAUACACUUUUAGAGAAAUAUUCGCUAUCGAAAAACACUGUUAAUGACGACACUGAUUCCAAGCCAUUGCCAAAUUCUCAUUUAUCGCUGUUAGCGAUUGUCGACUCGUGGUAUCAACUUGGUAUUAAUCCAUAUGAACAUAUGAUUUGUUCCACGCCUCUAUUCAGAAUUUUCUUAGGUGUGUCGGAGUACCUUUUCCUAACACCUGGUCUGUUAGAACAGACAAUCGAUGCAGCUAUUCAUGAUCAAUCGUUCAGAAAAGAUGAUUUAGAAUUUGUUAUUUCAGCUAGGGAAUGGAGUUCAAUUGUGUCCUUUUCUAAUUUUGAGUUAUACAAGAAACAAUUUCAAGCUGUACAAGAAUUCUUUGAGCCAAUGCUUCCAGAGGCUAACCUUAUUGGCAAUGAAAUGAUAAAGACUAUUCUAAGCCAUUCUAAAGAACCUUUAACGGGUAAAUAUUAA
Saccharomyces eubayanus is the source of this 1350-nucleotide messenger RNA. RefSeq names its product prephenate dehydrogenase (NADP(+)) (gene TYR1). The transcript has a single exon. The record is from RefSeq and is a predicted model, not a curated record. NCBI's taxonomy places the organism in Eukaryota, Fungi, Ascomycota, Saccharomycetes, Saccharomycetales, Saccharomycetaceae. Gene Ontology annotation, molecular function: NAD+ binding; prephenate dehydrogenase (NADP+) activity; prephenate dehydrogenase (NAD+) activity. Gene Ontology annotation, biological process: L-tyrosine biosynthetic process. Bases 1 to 1350 code for a protein of 449 amino acids.